This is a messenger RNA of Xyrauchen texanus (razorback sucker), 2076 nucleotides long. Its product is annotated as histone H2B-like. The coding region runs from base 93 to 467 and encodes 124 amino acids. Lineage: Eukaryota; Metazoa; Chordata; Actinopteri; Cypriniformes; Catostomidae. Gene Ontology annotation, cellular component: nucleosome. Gene Ontology annotation, molecular function: structural constituent of chromatin; protein heterodimerization activity; DNA binding. The transcript has a single exon. The record is from RefSeq and is a predicted model, not a curated record.
UCAUCUCCUCACAGAAUUAGCAUAGAGGAGGGUAUAAAUACUUCUGUGAGCGGAAUAAGAAUCAUUAUUCUGAGUUUGUUCUUCAGAUCAUCAUGCCUGAACCAGCCAAAUCCGCCCCGAAGAAGGGAUCCAAGAAGGCCGUCACAAAGACCGCCGGUAAGGGAGGAAAGAAGCGCAGAAAGUCCAGGAAGGAGAGUUACGCUAUCUACGUGUAUAAAGUCCUGAAACAGGUUCAUCCUGACACCGGGAUCUCUUCCAAGGCGAUGGGAAUCAUGAACUCUUUCGUCAACGACAUCUUCGAGCGCAUCGGCGGUGAAGCGUCUCGUCUCGCUCACUACAACAAGCGCUCCACCAUCACAUCGAGAGAGAUCCAGACCGCCGUGCGUCUGCUGCUGCCCGGUGAACUGGCCAAACACGCCGUGUCUGAGGGCACAAAGGCCGUCACCAAAUACACCAGCUCCAAGUAGAAGAACAUCCGGUUUACUCAACCAACACAAAGGCUCUUUUAAGAGCCACCCAUAUUCUCAUUUAAAGAGUUUCUUGUUUGUAUGUUAUAAGCGAAAUCUCGCGCUUUCUUUGAUGUGGUUUGGCGGGGAAAUUAAACUUUGAAGAAUGAACAAUAUUUUAAAAUGGGUUCAUUUCUUCAAAACGAAAUAACAUGUGGAUUUGAGUAGUGUAUUUGAAUUUGAACAAUUUCGUUGAGUGUUUUGUUUACUGUCCUUAAAUUUCAACUUAAUGUGGAAAUUCAUCUUGUGAAUGUAAAAUUUUAACUCCUUUAUUGUGAUACAGCAACAUAUAUAAGUUAAACCUUACAGUUAAAUGCUAUAAUUGUAUGUCUACAAAUAAUAAACUGAAGUAAAAUAAUGCUGACGUACUUUAAACACUUCAAGGAAAUAAAGUUAACAUUACAACAUAAAAAAUACUCUCUGCUAAAAGUAAAAUUAACAUGUAGAAUAUUCUGUUCAUUUAUUACGGUGUAUUUGACAAAUAACUAUUGUACACUUUAUUAAUGAAACAUUUGUGUAAAUCAUUAAUCAAUGGAUUAUUACAUACGUUUCCAAAUGACAUACAUUUUAAUUGACAGUUUUUAUUGUUUGGUAAUUCCUUGUUUUGUGACAACUUUUCUACACAAAUUAACCGUUCAUUAAAAAUAAAAAGCAGCAUAUGUUUGUAUGUGUGAAGUGUUUUAAGCAUGUUUACAAACAAUGUUCAAAUGUAAAAUGUUCAUAUUUUACAUGUUCAUUGAAAUUUUAGUCUAUUGAAGUGCACAUCAGAUUUGUAAGUAAAAGUUUCAGUAUUAACUGAAGAACAUUUUAUAUAAAUAUUUAAUCAAUAUGUCAGUUAAUUAAAUUGUACUUGUGUUUUUAUAGUUUAGACGUGUUCUGCCUGAAUGAGGUCCAUUAUUUCACAUCCUGUCACUGUCUGGAGGCGACAUGAGUUUGUGUGUCUACCAGGUCCAUUAAGAAUUUUCACUUGGGUAAUAUAAACUGUAAGUGUUUAGAAAAGUGGGAAACAAAAUUCUCGUUUGUGUUCCUUGAACCAUUUUUUGUUCCUGAUUGUCUUUCCUUUUGGAUUACGGUGUUGUUAGUUGUUCAAUGGGCCUCAUUCAUGAAACAUGAGCAGAACAAAUGUUUGUGUAAAUCGUUUGUAAAGCAGCCUGAUGAAAAGUUUUGGAUUACAGGUGUGUAAACAAUUAAACAUGAAUACACUGUCCUAUAGCUUUUAAAUGUGUCAUAUCUUACAGCGUUUCCCUCAAAGAUCUUCUUCAGGCAGUUUAUGUGAAGAUUGUUUUUGUUGCAAGGGAAGUUUAUCACUGUACAGUCUUGGAUUUACUCAAAGUUUCUCCAAUGAUGCUGGCGAUGUGUUUAACUGCACCAGAGAAGGACAUCCUCCUGUCAGCAUGAACUGAACAUUAUUUUACACUAAAGCUUCAUAUUAAACCAUUUUUAUUGACCUCUUGGACUCAUUAAGAAACUGAUGACAGCAAAGAUGACUGUAAGAUGACUCUCACUUUCUACAUAAGAUUGUAACAUAAAUCAAUAUGUUACAAUGUGAAUGCACUCCAUAAUAAAUAAA